Messenger RNA from Strongylocentrotus purpuratus (purple sea urchin), 3753 nucleotides. RefSeq names its product rab11 family-interacting protein 1. Gene Ontology annotation, cellular component: intracellular membrane-bounded organelle. Gene Ontology annotation, molecular function: small GTPase binding. The transcript is spliced from 9 exons. The record is from RefSeq and is a predicted model, not a curated record. Lineage: Eukaryota; Metazoa; Echinodermata; Echinoidea; Camarodonta; Strongylocentrotidae. Gene Ontology annotation, biological process: regulated exocytosis. Bases 125 to 1621 code for a protein of 498 amino acids.
AGACAGCCAUUGACCUGAGGUGCUAAUAUACGGUGCUGCUUCUGCCUGGUCUUCACAAUGAUGUCACAUGCCAUUUCAUUCACUGUGUGUUCAGCGUGAGAAUUCCAGAACAUAGAGCUUCAAAAUGUCACUUUCUUCCCUUUCAUUGCCGGGAAAUGUAUGCAGAGUUGUAGCCCACCAAGCCAGGGAUCUUCUAUACAAGGGAAAGGAUGACUCCAACAACGCCUUUGUGACGUUCACUCUAAACAAGAAUAAAUUUGCUACCUCCGUCUUAGAGAAGACACAGAGACCUAUCUGGAAUGAAGAGUGUGAAUUUGUGAUAGCAGACCAGGGAGGGACUCUAGAACUCAUAGUCUGCCAUUCAGACUUUUUACGAGAACGCUUUUUAGGGAGAGUAGAGGUAUCUCUGAGUGGUGUAGCAGCUUCAUAUGGAAAGAGCAUCAAAAAAUGGUACAAGUUACAGCCCAAGAAAGGCAAAGAGGCCAAGAAGCUUGGAGAUAGAGGUCAACUGGAGGUCACAGUUCAGAUCAUUUACAGGGAAGAUGUGGCUCAGCUACAGGCCAAAGCUCAAGAGAAGAAGCCAGCCUUGCUUAAUUUGCUGCCCUCACCAGCAUGGAGAAGAAAACAGUCUGGCUCAUCUCCAGAUGUAAGGAGGAAAGAUUCGAGAAAAGAUUCUGCGAAUGAUGAAUACUUCAAUGAUAUCAACCGAGAGCUUCAGUUCAAUGACCCGGCCUUCUAUUCGGAUGACUCUCAAUCUGUCGCUUCUUCUAUGAGUGAUGACUUCCGUACCACGCACCAUCAUCGAUACUCGACACCCGACGUCGUCGACCAGGCAAGGGAUCUCCGAUCACAGCCCCCUACCCCGCCCAUUCAGAAGCCCCCUCCCUCUAACAGAUUUCGGCCAGGAGGAUUGACCGGCUCAGCAAGGGGCAAGGGGGGAAUCGGGAGGAAUGUUAAAACAGCAUUGGGUAACAUCUCAAAAGCAUUGAGCAAAGAGCAUCUCGACAAGAUAGGUAAAAGCACACCAGACCUACGCUACAUGUCCUCCUCCCUGCCUCCUACACCAAUCCACGAACAUGGGCAUCAUUAUGACCAUGGCAAUUCAGCUCCGGACGAAACAGAUGGGUUCCGCAACCCCGGUAUUCAUCUGGGCGUGUCUAGUUUAGGGGGUUCGCUGCUCGCCCCUCCGACGGCCCUCCACCGAGCCGUGUCUGAGGAGAGUCUGCUGAAGGAUAAGAAGGAGAGAGAGCAAGGAGAUAUCUCCAGUCUUGCCACACUGCCAAGAGGAAAGAAUGUCAGAAGAGAGAACCGACACAAGAAAGCGUCGAGUGCUUGUUUCACUGUGGAAGAGUUGAGUCAAGUCAACAAUGGUGGCACGACCCCUGACCUUCGGAAGAUGACUCAAGAGAGCAAGGAGAAACAUAGGAAGCACAGCUCGACUAGCAAGUACGAUACACUCUCAAAACAGCAACUCGUACAACUAGUACAGCAGCAGGAAUCUAUAUUAUCCGAUAACAUUCAACAGGUUAAAGAGCUCGAGGCUUACAUUGAGAAGCUUCUACUCCGCGUGAUGAUGGAAUCGCCCGAUCUUCUAGAUAUGAAUCGUCCUAUCAAGUUAUAGAACUCUCUUCAUCACAGUUUGUACGACUCAACGGUAAAGAGAUAGGAUCGAAGCUUAUUAUUGGAUAACGUUCAACAGAUUAAAGAGCUUGACGCAUACAUUGUAAAGCUACUACUCUGCAUCAUGGUUGGAUCCUGUGACGUUCUAGAUAUGAAUUGUCCCAUCAAGUUAUAGCUCUUCACCAAGGUUUGUACGACUCGACAGUACAGAGGUGCCCUUGAAAAUUCAUGGCUAUGAUGUCAUAUAAGUCAUCUUACAUUCAGUCGUAAGAUCGAACUGUAUCUCCAGUAUUGCUAUAAUUCAUUGUAUCGUACCAUCUAUCUGUAAUGUAAAAUUAAUUGUAUGCUUACUGUUCAUUGUCAAGUUGCGCUUGAUUGAAGCAUUAACUUUUUGGUACCGGUAGAUAUGAUUCAUCAUGAAUUUUAUGUUAAUACAGGUCCCUGAAUAGUAACUUCAUUUUAGAAAAAGGUGAUUUGAAUAUUCAUGACUUGUAUGGUGUUGGUUAGCACAUUUGUGUGUAAUCGGAUCAUGAAUUUUCAUGGUAAUGCGUUGUUGUUUUGAGAGUAAUUGGAGGCGAUCUGUGGCUACAACAACCAAUACGGCAGCAACGGAGCGCUAUCAAGCUGCCAAAAGGAGGAGAGCUGCCAGAAAUCUGCUGUCCUAAAUGUAUUGACAAACCUCAUGAUUGAAAUGUGUGUGGCUUCCGCAGUGCCAGCAGAAUCGCAAAACAGAGCCAUGUAAGAAAACACUUGUGGGUUUCAUCUUGUCAUCAUCCUUAACGAUGGACUGCCUAUGAUAAGAGAGUAUUUGGAGAAGUUUAAAAGGGCAUCACGUUCUACAAAAGCUAUACAAUACGUUUGUAUUAGUAUGUGUAUGAAAAUGGCCAACAAACUGGAUUCUACUAUGUAUGAAGACAGCUCCAUAAUGCAUCAGGCAUCAGUGGUAGCACAGGUCUGACUUGUUUCGAACUGCUAAGGCACCAAUCAGACAGAAGUGCGUACAUGUAUCACAAUGUCUGAUGAAACUGCCCAGUAAAAUGAGCGAGUAAUGACUGCUUUUGUUACAUGAAGUUGUCAACACAAAAAAAAGUUGAAUACCUCGUACGUGAAGCUGUGAAGAGAGCUACAGUCAAUAGUUUGCUGUUAAAAGAAGUCAUAGAGUUCAUCAUAAGUCAUUCUGACUUGCAGCAACAUCUAGGAUGAUUGAUGCAUCACUUUUGCUUCAAGGGAGAUGUGAGUUGGUCUAGCGGUACGUUCACUUGGUCAGCUCUCUGUCUUAACCUGCAAACUGGCUCAGGCAGACCCUGGUUCGAGACUGAGUCACAGUUUUUGGAUGGUGACAUUGAAGGUCGAUCCCUAGACGUAAAUAGUCAUAUCUGACUGAUAUAUGUCUGUCAAAACCUAAUUGCACACACAUUCACAUAUAAGCUGCAUGUGAGUAGACGAUCAAAAUAAAUAGCUCAGGAUGUGGAAUACCUCAAGUUCAUUCUAAUAUCCAGAGGUGGUCGUACAAGAUCGGGUGAUUUAACGUUUCCUCCAUCAAUUUUUCAGAACUUAUUUUUGUAAAAUUUAGAUCUUUGGUUGAAUUAGGUUUCAGUUGUCCGGAGUCAGGUUUACGGUCUGUGUGUUUUACCAAGUUCUAACAUCUACAUGUACUUUUAAUACAUUCAAUAAUCACUUUAUUUUCUUGGUCAUGAACUGUACCAAAAACAAUAGAGACACAACCACAACAAAUUCCUGAAGUUCUAUUUCUGUUUAAGAGAUUUUUUUUCAUGUGGUUGGGAAUCUCUUGAUGAUUUGGGGGAUAUCUUUGAGAUGGGGGAUAUCUUUGAGAUCGAUGACAUGUGAGUUCUGUAUCUUCUCAGUUAUCUCUUAUCGUGCCAAGAACACUGUUCUGUACAUGCGCUGGCGUGCCACGCUCACAUAAUCGGGUUCCUGUUGACUUGCCAUGCACACAUAAACUCUCAAUUGCUCGCGUGCCACGUACACAUUUUCGUGCAUAAGUACAGACGCUAAUUGUUUAUGCCUAUUGUGCGAUGCGCAUUGCGUGCACGCAUGAAUGCUUACUGUAUUUGUGGAGGGGGUUUAUUGUUGUUUUGAUUUUGCGUGCUUCGCAUAUACCGUUACAUGGGA